Erigeron canadensis is the source of this 690-nucleotide messenger RNA. RefSeq lists its product as uncharacterized. The record is from RefSeq and is a predicted model, not a curated record. Lineage: Eukaryota; Viridiplantae; Streptophyta; Magnoliopsida; Asterales; Asteraceae. The coding region runs from base 1 to 690 and encodes 229 amino acids. The transcript is spliced from 2 exons.
AUGGAGUCGGUUGAUGCAUCUGCUUACACAAAGACGGGCGGAAAGAUUUUUGAGCUUCUGGACAACGUUGUGGAGAAAGUUGGCGCAAAAAAUGUUGUCCAAGUUAUAACCGACAAUGGAAGUAACUUCAAGAAAGCUGGCCAAAUGCUCAUGGAAAAGCGGCAACAUAUAUAUUGGACACCUUGUGCUGCUCACUGUUUAGAUCUUAUGUUUGAAGACAUCGGUAAGAUCAAACAAGUGAAAUCAGUAGUUCAUAAAGGUAUUUCUCUUGUGAGUUACAUCUAUAACCAUACUACUUUGCUAAGCAUGAUGAGGAAGUUUACAGAGAACAAUGAGUUAGCUAGAUGUGGAGUUACUAGAUUUGCAACAAAUUAUCUCACUUUUAAAAGUUUGCAUAGACACAAAAAUGCUUUGAGAAAUAUGUUUGCUGAUGAAAGAUGGACCAAAAGUAAAUUGUCUAAAGAAACAAAGUGGAAACGAGCUAAUGGUAUUGUUUUCACCCCUACUUUCUGGAACAAUAUCACUUUUAGUAUAAAAGUGAUGAGUCCAAUUGUGAAAGUGCUUCGCCUAGUUGAUAAUGAAAAGAAACCAGCAAUGGGUUACAUAUAUGAAGCCAUGGAAAGGGCUAAGCUUGCAGUUAAAGCUGCUUUUGUAACAACCGUCCCAGAAAUGUUCUAUUUAAGUCCUUGA